Molecule: messenger RNA, 906 nt
Organism: Fundulus heteroclitus (mummichog)
Lineage: Eukaryota; Metazoa; Chordata; Actinopteri; Cyprinodontiformes; Fundulidae
Product: piggyBac transposable element-derived protein 4-like
Exons: 2
Coding region: 112-906 (264 amino acids)
Source: RefSeq, a predicted model, not a curated record
GAGACAUGUUUCACCCCAAUCACACACACACACACACACACACACACACACACACACACACUGGAUGAAAGGCUGGUGGCAUUCAGAGGUCGCUGCCCAUUUAGGCAAUACAUGCCUUCCAAACCAGCUAAAUAUGGGAUAAAAAUCUGGGCAGCAUGUGAUGCAAACACCAGCUAUGCAUUGAACAUGCAGGUUUACACUGGAAAGCCGGUUGGAGGAGCCCCAGAGAAGAAUCAGGGCACAAGGGUCGUGCUCGACAUGGCACAGGGUCUCAGGGGACAGAACAUAACCUGUGACAAUUUUUUUACAAACUACAACUUGGGUCAGGAGCUUCUAAAGAGAAAGCUCCCAAUGGUCGGAACUGUCCGAAAGAACAGGGCUGAACUCCAUGCUGAGCUGCUGGUAAUCAAGGACAGGGCCCCUCAAUCUUCCAUGUUUGCCUUCACAGACACCACAGCCCUAGUGUCUUACUGCCCAAAAAAGUCAAAAAAUGUUGAGCUCAUGAGCACUCUGCACAAAAAUGCUGAAAUCAGCACAAGAGAGGACCAGAAACCAAGGAUGAUCCUUGAUUACAAUGCCACCAAAGGGGGGGUAGACAACUUAGACAAAGUGACAAGGUCCUACAGCACCGAACGGAUGACUGCGCGCUGGCCAUUGGUCAUCUUUUAUAACAUGAUUGAUGUAUCAGCCUACAAUGCAUUUAUCAUCUGGACGGAGAUAUUUCCUGACUGGAAUGUGUCAAAGCUGUACAAGAGGCGCAUCUUUCUCGAGGACCUGGGGAAGGCGCUUGUAACACCGCACAUCCAACGGAGGCAGCACCUGCCAAGGACCCCAGCCGCUGCAGCCACGGUGAAGGAGAUCCAGGAGAGGACUGCAUCAAGUACACCAAUGCGUGUAAGUAAGUAA